CUUACAACCAAACAGCUGUUGCGAAAGAAAAACUAGUUGCUCAAAAUGUUAGCCAUGUCACAAGGUUUCUACGACAACCCCUACACUCAAAUGCGUGCGCCACCAACAUCGCUGCUUCCGCCACGCGUCAACAGUCCCAUCAACAAUGCAUCGGCGCUCGAUUUGCAAACAUCGAGCCGAUCGCAAGUGCCACCACCACCACCGCCGCCGCCGAGGUAAGGUUUCGCCAAGCGGCGCAAAAAAUCAAAAGCAGGAAAAAUUAUUUUAAAAAAAUGUAUAAAAAAUAAGCCGAAAAUCUGGGUGACUUGCUAAGAUCACAAAUUUCCAUGCAUACAUAUUUGUGACCAUCAACAUUCUCCAAUGCAUAUCUUCAAUCAACAUACCAAAUGUAGUGUGAAAUUUGGAUAAUCAAAAUCGAAUGGAGAGCACCACAAUCAACCUUUACUCGAAAACCUCUUUGGACGAAUUUAAAAAUUAAUUAAUUGUUUAGUAAAUGAUUUCCAAUUAGUCCCGCAUUUUUUGGUAAUGGAAAUUUUUGAAAGGAGACAUCUUCUUAAAGUAAGCAAUUUAAACUGCUUUGGUUGGUAAC
Rhagoletis pomonella (apple maggot) is the source of this 589-nucleotide messenger RNA. RefSeq names its product sex determination protein fruitless-like. The transcript has a single exon. The coding region runs from base 46 to 219 and encodes 57 amino acids. The record is from RefSeq and is a predicted model, not a curated record. NCBI's taxonomy places the organism in Eukaryota, Metazoa, Arthropoda, Insecta, Diptera, Tephritidae.